UUAGGUACAUCAAUAUUUCCAAAAAAUUAUCCACUAAAUAAUUUACAGCAAAAAAGAGGGUUCUCGUUAGGAAAAAGAAGAUUUUAUCACCACAGAACAAUGUUCAAGCAGGUACAAAAAAUUUCUGGAGUGGCCGAGCGGACUAAGGCGUCGGUUGCGACGCACACCAACGCCGGGGAGUUACCCGUUUCCGCCAAAAACGAAGAAGGUACGAUUCCCGUUUCCGCCAAAAAAAUUUUGGAAACCAUUGGUUUUAAUUUUUAAUUUUUAAUUAUAUAUGUUGUGUCGUUGUGGUAUGUAUAAAACAUAGUAAUGUAACGUGUAGGUAAAAGCAAUGACAUUUGUAAAUAAUUGCGAAGAUCAUAGGUACAACAAUAUAUACAUCGAUAAUAUUCGAUAGUUGUUGAUAAUCGUCGAUAACGGAAGAAAGCAUACACUGUAUCAUAGUUUAUUUAUAAUUCGCACACAAUAAUUAUCUGACAAAUGCUAAAUCAUUAUAUUUCGAUUCAGUAUCUGUUCUAUUCGUCACCAAUUUAACAACAGUUAAAAUGGAAUUUGUUAUAAGCAAAAGAGGUAAAAAGAUGUUGAUUUUUGAAUCAAAAUUUAAAUAUGUUUUUGGUUAUACGUCACAAACAAAUGUGACUCGGUGGAGAUGUUUUAUGAAAAAUUGUCCGGCCAUUAUUUUGGAAAAAGAAAAAGUAUUACUUGAAACAAAAGGUGAUCAUGGAGACAAUUGUUCAGUCAAAAAUAUAGAUCGUCAAAAAUUAGCAACGACAUGUAAGCGGAAAGCUGUCGAAGAUAUUUGUCAAAGACCUAGAAAAAUAAUACUAGGUGAGAUUCAACUAUUAAACUUAUAUAACAUUAGUCCAAAUAAUUGGAACAACUGUUUUUUAGGAGAAAUUAAUGCUUUUGGAGUCUCCUCAACAAUGACAAGAAAUGAUAUCUCUGCAUUACGAAAAUGUGUAUACCGCGCUCGUCGUCAAUUUUUACCGACGAAUCCAACAUGUAUAGCUGAUAUUCACAGUGCUGUAAGUUCAGUUAAUACUUUGACGACUAAUGAUGAAGAAUUUUUAUUACUGAAUGAUGACAUUUCUAAUAUAAUAAUAUUUUCCUGCAAUACCAAUUUAAAAAUGUAAUGUAUAUCCGAAAUAAUUUAUGUUGAUGGCACAUUUUCAUAUUGUCCUUCUUUAUUUACUCAAUUAUUUACAAUACAUGGGUUAGUUAAUACGUAUUAUAUACCUUUAGUUUUUUGUUUACUAAAAGAUAAAAAGAUUGAAUCGUAUAAGGAAGCAUUAUUUCAAGUAGUGCAAAAAUGUUUAAAUUUAAAUUUAAUAUUCAAACCACAGUCAAUUACAAAUGAUUUGAAAUAGCUAUUCACCAAGCUGUAUUGUUAAUAUGGCCAUCCGUAAUAAUAGUGGGUUGCCGAUUUCAUUAAAUUCAGAGUUGGUAUCGAAAAAUACAAGAAAUAGGCUUAACCUUAGAUUAUAAAAAAAAUGAUUGGUUAAAAUAUGUUAAAAUUGGUUUAACAUAUUUGGACCCUUCGGAAGUAUCAGAUUGUUUUUCAUUUGAUUUUAUGUCAGACAUCCCUGAAGACAGCAAAUAUGGUAGGUAUGCCGAUUAUAUCUUAGAAAAUUAUAUUGAUGAAAACUCGAAUUUUCCGCCAAGUAUGUAGGCUUCACAUACAGCGACAUUAAAAAGAACAACCAACAAUUGUGAAUCUUUCCAUUCUCAUUUCAACGAACAAUUUUAUAAGGCACACCCAUCAUUUUUUACAUUUUUACAUAUACUUAAAGACACAAUACAGACGGAUACUUAUAUCAAAAUUAAUAGUGCUAAUAAUAAUAUAAAAAAAAUUCCAAAGAACAAAAAAAUAUUAAACCGUUUAAAAACUACAGAAGACGCAAUUAAAAAAAAAAA
This is a messenger RNA of Acyrthosiphon pisum (pea aphid), 1917 nucleotides long. RefSeq lists its product as uncharacterized. The record is from RefSeq and is a predicted model, not a curated record. Bases 549 to 1136 code for a protein of 195 amino acids. Lineage: Eukaryota; Metazoa; Arthropoda; Insecta; Hemiptera; Aphididae. The transcript is spliced from 2 exons.